Molecule: messenger RNA, 1152 nt
Organism: Gamsiella multidivaricata
Lineage: Eukaryota; Fungi; Mortierellomycota; Mortierellomycetes; Mortierellales; Mortierellaceae
Exons: 2
Coding region: 137-691 (184 amino acids)
Source: RefSeq, a predicted model, not a curated record
CGACGCAACACAACACGUAAAAAAGGGCGAUACUUCGCACGCUUGAGCCCGAAAAUGCGCCACUGCGACUGUUCCAAUAUUACGCCACCAAUCCAGUAGUUCGCUAUUCGAGGUCUACACACACAAACACAAAGGAAUGAGCAACCCACCAGGAAAAAGACGAGCUAGUAAUAGCGAAGCCGCCAUUUCGACGGCAACGCGUCGACUAAGCGUUUUCUCAGGGGAGUGGGUUCGACUCCCGACAAUGAGUGCAAUCGCGGACAUGGAAGACAACCAUCACCAAGGCACUUUCGAGGACACAGCCGAGUCCACAAGCAUCCCAGCUGAACACAGAGCAAUUGACGAUGAUAAUCGAAGGAAGCGCAUCGAAGCCAUGCGUGCAACUUUAUCAGACGCUGUCCAGCACCAAAUAGGACCUACUAUACCAGCCUCAAUUGAUUCUACGACGACGGCCAGCUUACAGGAUACGAACACCUUUCUUGCCCUCUACAAGGCUUGUUUUCCUUCCGCAAACGAUACUGAGGACCCAUUGGUCUUACGAAACAUGUCUGGACUCAAGCGAGAGAUGAUGAUCCAGGUUCUUGAGGAUUUUGGAGAUCGACUGCUCUGCCCCCAGGAUGUCGAUCCGACUCACAUGGAAUAUCUGCGAACGGCCAUACUGCAACUAGGACUGAAUGCCGAUCAUGGGUGAUUGCAGGCGCCAUCAACACUGCACUCUUUGAUAUAUAACCUUAAUCCCGACAAUUUCUAUAACCGUUAUCGCCUCACCAGGAUCUCUUGCAACCAACGCUGGCUUCGAAUCGGCCGGCAUAGUUACAGUAGUGGCAUCAAUAAUGAUUCUGAAGAAUUACAAUUCCUUGGCCGAACGAUCAGACAUGUCCCCUCUACAGACGAACCUUGUUAAUCCAUGUCUGAUACAAUAGGCGUCAUGAUACAAGCGUGCGAUUGAAAGGAUGAGUGCGCGAGUGAGGGAUAUGGAUUAAUAGCAGCUCGACAGUAGGAGCAUUGGCGUAGAUGAGAGGAGCCCCUUUUGACCAGCAUCAGGACGAUCAGAGUUGUGCCCACAGAUCAUCCUGCGAUCCCAAUUGCGAUUUCAAACCGCAUAUACACCAUCCAGCCAACCGCCGGCCAGUCCGCACAGGAAUGCGCACC